AUGGCUUGCUUGUUUGCUGCUGCUUUGCUGCAGCUGCUGAAAGCUUCAACUGCUGCUCUCUCUCGACAUUCUGCUGCUGCUGCUGCUCUGACAGCAGCAGUUGCUGCUGCUUGUGGGGUCGCUUCUGGUGUACGUACACCUCAGCAGGAGACGCAGGAGCAGCAGCAGCAGCACGCAGCAGCUGGAGCAGAUCCUUCACUGGAUGCAGCAGCAGCAGCAGCAGCAGCAACAGCCUCAGCUGCAAGCGCAGCGGAGGCAGCAGAAGCAGCUAUAACAGAAGCAGCUGCAGAAGAAGCAACAGAUGCAGCAGCAGAAGACGCAGCACCCGAAGCAGCAGCAGCAGCAGCAGCAGCACUGCUGCCUCUUGAGGAGCAGGUGUUUGCCCUAGCUGUGGAAGUAGGCCUCAGCAGCAGCGAGCUGCCGGUGCUGGAGCAGCUGCAGGAGCAGCUGCAGCAGCAGCUGCAGCAGCAGGUGCUGCAGCAGGAGCAGCUGCUGCUGGCCAGCGCCGCAUCAGCAAAGCGAUCGCAGCAGCAGCAGCGAAGGCCGCAUGCAGCAGCAGCAGCAGCAGCAGCACAGACGAAGGCAGCACCAGCACUAAAUAAUCACAGCAGCAGCAGCAGCAGCAGCAGCAAGAAAAAGUGCAGCUUAAGGGCAAGCAGCAAAACGAAUAAUAGCUGCGCAGCACGUGAAGAGGCACGGAAUGCAUGCAAGGGUAAGCUGCAGCAGCAGCUACAGCAUCAGCAGCAGCAGCAGAAGCAGCAGCAGCAGCAGCAACACAAGGAGCAAGAGGAGCAACUGCCGCAGCAAAAGGAGCUACAGCACAAAGAAAAGCCACAGCAGGGAGAAGAGCAGCCGCAGGAGCAAGAACAGCAGCAGCAGCAGGAAGAACAGCAGCAACCGCUGCAGCAAGAACAGCAGCAGCAGCAAGAACAGCAGCAACAGCAACAAGUAGCGCAGCAGCACCAACCAGAAGAACAGCAGCAGCAGCAACUUGAACAGCUGCAGCAGCAGCAGCGGGCGGCUUUUGACCUAGAAGGCAGCAGCUGCGGCAUUUCAAGCCGUAGCAGCAGCGAACCCUUGCUGCUGCUGCAGCACCCACAGCAGCAGCAGCAGCAGCAUAUGGAAGGCCUUGCUGCUGCGCCUGCUGGCAGCAACGAGCUGCUGCUCAGCGACGCAUGCAGCAGCCAAACGAGCCAGGAUCUGUCCCCCUUGCUGCUUUCUCUUGCCUAG
Molecule: messenger RNA, 1230 nt
Organism: Eimeria tenella
Lineage: Eukaryota; Apicomplexa; Conoidasida; Eucoccidiorida; Eimeriidae
Exons: 1
Coding region: 1-1230 (409 amino acids)
Source: RefSeq, a predicted model, not a curated record